Messenger RNA from Chroicocephalus ridibundus (black-headed gull), 3957 nucleotides. RefSeq names its product TAL bHLH transcription factor 1, erythroid differentiation factor (gene TAL1). The transcript has 5 exons. The record is from RefSeq and is a predicted model, not a curated record. Gene Ontology annotation, molecular function: DNA-binding transcription factor activity, RNA polymerase II-specific; RNA polymerase II cis-regulatory region sequence-specific DNA binding; protein dimerization activity. NCBI's taxonomy places the organism in Eukaryota, Metazoa, Chordata, Aves, Charadriiformes, Laridae. Bases 289 to 1230 code for a protein of 313 amino acids. Gene Ontology annotation, biological process: regulation of transcription by RNA polymerase II.
CUCCAUACUAAAUAGGAAACUGGACGUGAUGUGGAAUUAGAGCCUCCCCAGCUGAAGCCACCCAACACUUACUACAAAUAUAGCCGCGAUGCGUAGGCCACAAAAUGGCUCCACUCACUUUUCCCAAUGAAAAGCAAAUGGAUUUAGCAGUUUUAUCCCGAUGCGGGUGUCCUUCCUCUCUAUAAAGUCGUAAGUACCUUGAGGUGGGAGGAGUAAAUUCAGCCUGACACUGAGAGCGCUUUUGUUGAAACAGGAGAGACUUGCGGUGUCCCUACUUAAAUAUGACACAUGACGAUGGACAGGCCGCCCGCCCCGCCGCCCCCCAGUGACCCCCGCGAUGCCCGCCCCCCCCGGCGGCACGACUCGGAAACGGAGACCACGAGCGAGCCGGAGAGCAGCCGCGGGGGCAUGGAGGCGCCGGCCGACCCCCAGCUGCUGCUCAACGGGGCGGCCAAGGAGGCGGGCCGGCCCUCCCCCGGGCCCCCCGCCGCCCCCGUCCCCGUCAUCGAGCUGGUGCGCCGGGGGGGCUCCCUGGACAUAAAAAGCCGGGAGGCGGCGGGGGAGGCGAUGCAGAGAGCGCCGGGCGCCGAGCCGUGCCGCGCCGCCGAGGCCGCCUGCGAGGCCCGCAUGGUGCAGCUGAGCCCCCCCGCGCUCCCGCUGCAGCCCCCCGGCAGGGCCAUGCUCUACAACCUGGGCCAGCCGCUGGCCACCAUCAACAGCGGGUUUUUCGGCGAACCGGAUUCCUUCUCCAUGUACGGCAGCAACCGGGUGAAGAGGAGACCCUCUCCCUACGAGAUGGAGAUCACCGACGGUCCUCAUACGAAAGUGGUUCGUCGCAUUUUUACCAACAGCCGGGAGAGGUGGAGGCAGCAGAACGUCAAUGGAGCCUUUGCAGAGCUUCGCAAGCUCAUCCCCACCCACCCGCCUGACAAAAAACUGAGCAAGAACGAGAUUUUGCGCCUGGCUAUGAAAUACAUCAACUUCCUGGCCAAGCUGCUCAACGACCAGGAGGAAGAAGGAAACCAAAGGGGCAAAGUGAACAAAGACUCUGGGAUAGUCCAGGAAGACCUCCUGCAGGACAUGUUGUCUCCUAACUCUAGCUGUGGAAGUUCUUUAGACGGAGCGGCAAGCCCGGACAGCUUCACGGAAGAGCACGAAACACUAGAUUCGAAGCACACGCGGAGCCUGCACCAUGCCAUCCUCCCCGUAGAAGGCAACGCGCAGCGGUGAUGACCUUCCGCAUCGCUCCUGAAGCACCGAGGGGGAGGCGAGACCCGAGCGUGAGGAUGCUGGAACUUGUGCCCGUGGGAUUCGUGACUCUGCCUUUCCGCGGGGGCUCGGGCUCCCCGUUCUCCCCAGCCCGGGGACGGAGCAUCCGGCACGUUGGCCGAGGACAAGACCAAACCAGAUGGACGUUCGGCAUUUAGGUACGUGAUCGUACAAAGAAGAAAAGCCUUGAAGUCAUCUUCAUUGUACAUACUGCUCAUGAUGUGACUCUGUGGAGGGGCAGGAGACGUGGCCAGCACCUCUCCAGCGUUUGGAGGGUUUUCAGACCGUUUGAUGACCGUCGAUUUUUAAGCAGUCGCCUGGUUGAGACAUGAAACUCCUCUUUCACUGCCGGUGGAGGCCACUGACGCUUUCCAGCUCCACGUGGCACUGGAGACUGCUGAAAUCCGCCAGCGCCGCAGCAUUUCUCCAGCCUGUGGCACAUACAACUGGUCUGAGCAGGAGCUGUGGCCACGUCUUCCCAUUGUCCCAGAGAUUUUGACUGUAUCUUUUUAAAGAGGUGAAAAAAUAGCCUCAGCAAAAGAACUAUUAAAAGGAUUAAGACUUUUUCUUUUUCUCUCUUUUUUCUUUUUUAUUUUCUUUUUUUUUUUCCCCCCCCCUUUCUUCCUUUCCCUUCUACCUAACUUUGGAUUGUUUGGGGUUGUUGUAUUUAUGACGUGGGAUUAUUUCUGUUUAACGCUGUCAUGCCGUAUCCACUGAACGAAAAGGUACAUAGAUGUUUUCUGCCACCCUCCCGGUCCCUGAUUUUUCUGCUGGUAACGCUCAGCUGUUGUGUUCUCCUAGAGUUUUCCCAGUGGUUUCCGUAGGGCCAGAGCUUCUCUCAAGGCAAAUGAAUUUCAGAAUUGGUAAGGGAAAAAAAAAAAAAAAAUGCUGGUGAAGCAUCCCCUUGGACGGGGGGAUUUUUAAAUUCAAAAAGCAACAAAAAGGCAAAAGGAGUCGAUGACGCAUCAACAGUGCGCGUGUACAUAGGGUAUAAAAGGGUUUUAAUAGUAUACUUUGAAUUUUUUGGUUUUUUGUGUGAAAAUGGUGGUGGUUCAGCUGUGCCAAUGCCUGCAGGCUGCGCUCCAGGUGCUGGAUUCAAUCCGGUGUUAGGAGGGCCCAAGGCUGGUAGGAGCCCCCAGCCCUCCACUAAAAGCAGUGGUGGGAUUGGCCUCCACUCCCCAGCGCUUCAAUUGCUGCAAAAUUUAUGGCCGUGACUGAGCCGAUGCUCUGAUCCCUGCUUCCUCCUGGGAGGGCUUUUGGGAAGCAGGGGACUGCUGCUGGGAGCUGAGGACCACAUGGUGCCAUCACCGCUGCAUCAGGCCCAUCUCUCGCCCACCACCUGAUGCCUGAUGGAGCGAUGGCCCCAAGCCCAUCCUCUCCCUCUGCAGAGAUGUCAAGGCACAGAAAUCUCUACCAUAUUACAGUAAAAAAAACAACAACAAAAAGAAACAAACCAAAACCACCCACAAACAUCCUUUGGAAGGGAAAAAGUCCUUUGAGUGGGGACACCUUCCACGGCUCUCGUUCCUUUUCAAGGGUGCUGAGGUACAAGGACACACAGAGGAUUGGGGCAGGUGUCUGCAAGCCCCUCCAGGCUUCACCCAGAGCCCCAUCAUUUCCACCCCCGCUUGGUUUUAACGCCCCUUUGUAAAUAAUAGGUGGGAGGCUGGCGCGUGGGUUGGCACGUUAGGUGGAACUAGUUGCCGGGGAAGAGGUCCUGGCCUGAGGAAGGGUUUCCAGCAGAGACUCCAAAGCCACCAACCUCCCUCAUCUUAAACUGGGGAAAAGGAAGAAAAUUCCCUCCUGGGUCCGGAUUGCCUGUGCGUGGGCGUUGGGUUUUUUUUCUGAAGGGGGUUACCCGCAGGGCUGGGCCAGGGGAGAGGUGCCGGCGGGUGAUGGAGUGAUGCUGAGGAAGAGGUUUGGGCUGUUCCCGGUGCCAGGGGUAGGAGAAGCAGGUGGUGGGGGCUGGCAGGCCCUCCAGGGAAGGGAGAGGGAUGUUGUCGCACAGGUAAAGCUGUUCUUGGUUUUUAGUGUUCAAAAUAACCCUGGGGUAUGUGUGUGUGUGUGGGGGGGUGUUGUGCACCCUUUUUAUUAAACUAUUGCAAGAAAAAGUCACCGACUCUCAGAAAUUCCUCAUCCCUCACCAUUUUUUAAUUUUUUUUUAAUCUUUUCGGUAGCUGAACAGUUGGGAAAAUGGUACAACCGUGGCGGCACCCCCCCCCCCCAACCCCCCCAGCACCCUCACGCACACACGCGCCUGCUUGUAGCCUGUAGCAGAGCAGACCGUAGGUCUCCUGGGGUAUGUACAGUUGUACUUUAAUUGUGAUUUGAAUGGUACAUUUCCCCUGCCCACCUCUCCUCCUGCCUGCUUCAUCUCUCGCUGUGUGGACCAUCGUCGUUCCCCCCCCCCACCCCCCCCACCCCGUUUCUGUUGGAAACAGCACUUUGCGGCGAUGUCGCACCGUGUGAGUGAAUUCCCACCUGACGAUUUUUGGGUUUUUCAGCCCCCCUCCCUUUCUCUGCCGCCCUCCCCUUGGAUUUCUGCAUUUUUUCUGCAGAAAUGAAGUAACCAGACCUGGUACCCUGAGUCUCAACCCACUGUGGAUGUGCUACUUAGAAAACACAUUUGUUGUAAUGUGUGUGUAUAUAUAAAUAUAUAUAUAUAAUGAAUAUAUCAAGAAUAUUUCU